UGUGUUUCCAAUUAUCAACAUCAGUCACAAUAAUUCUGUUAGCGUGAUAAGUUAUGGAGAGGUUCGAUAUCAAAAGUUCAGACAUUCAUACGUUGCUUCAAAACUGCCUCGAAGAAAACAACUAUAAAAAUUUUAAUGUGAACAUCACAGGCACCACGGGUGUUGGCGAAGGCUACACUGGAUUGGUGAUAUUUGCUGAAGCUUCCGGCAUACAUAAUGGAGAAAAAAUUACUUUAAAAUUCGUAAUAAAACACAGCACAACCAAAAAAGAAUACAGAAAAGAGGUUCCCAUAAAUACUUUAUACAAAUUGGAAGCCUUAGUUUACGAAUCGCUCUUCCCAAAAUAUCAACAGCUCAUAAACCAAACAGGCGCAACUGCCCUAAAUUUACCAAAAUGGUAUAAAUCAGUAUUUGGAGAAGAUUCUGAGAUAAUGAUAUUCGAAGACCUCAAACAGAAAGGUUACGAAAUGCACGAUAGAAAAGUACGAUUCAACCUAGACCAUAUAAAAGUGGUUUUGGAAAAAUAUGCCAAAUUACAUGCCUUGUCUUUUGCCAUGAGAGAUCAAAGACCAAAGGAAUUUAAUGAAAUUGUGACUACCAUAGAUGGCUUGAAUAGGGGUAAAAAGAGUGCGACAAUAGGAUUUUUUCAGGAGUUUUCCAAAAUACUUCCACAAACAUUGGAACUCAACAACGAAAAUGAAUUACUUAACAGGGUUAAACAGAUUGAAAUUUGUGAUUUAUAUGAUAUAAUAGAUAAUAGUGACAACCAGAGUGUCAUUUUACAUAUAGACUGCUGGAAUAACAAUUUCUUAUUUAAAUAUCCAGCACGUCAAUCAAAAGCCAAGCCUGACGGUGUGAUAAUAAUUGAUUGGCAACUUGCGAGUGUGGGAAGUCCAAUAUCAGACGUAAGUUUGGCUAUUUUUAAUUCAAUCACCUGGGAAAAUUAUAAUAAAAUAGAGGAACUAUUAGAACACUAUUACUCAACUUUCAGUGAAUAUCUAACAUCACUAGGCAGUGAUUCGCAACAGUUAUUUUCCAAAGAACGUUUCUACAAAGCCUGGAAAGAAAAUGCCAAGGUGUGCCUUCUGCUGACUCCUUUUGUCAUUGCCUUAAGCGAAAGGGAUGAUGCUGACAUUCCUGAUAUUGCCGAAAACCAUUCUCUCAAGGAGGUCUUCAAGUGCAAAAACUCUAAAAAAUCAGAUGAACGGAUAAUCAAAUUUACACAAUACAUGAAAGAGAAAUCGUUAAUAUAAAUUGCAAUAAACUUGUAAAAUU
Aethina tumida (small hive beetle) is the source of this 1275-nucleotide messenger RNA. RefSeq lists its product as uncharacterized. NCBI's taxonomy places the organism in Eukaryota, Metazoa, Arthropoda, Insecta, Coleoptera, Nitidulidae. The transcript is spliced from 2 exons. The coding region runs from base 54 to 1253 and encodes 399 amino acids. The record is from RefSeq and is a predicted model, not a curated record. Gene Ontology annotation, molecular function: ATP binding.